Orcinus orca (killer whale) is the source of this 2412-nucleotide messenger RNA. RefSeq names its product small nuclear RNA activating complex polypeptide 5 (gene SNAPC5). NCBI's taxonomy places the organism in Eukaryota, Metazoa, Chordata, Mammalia, Artiodactyla, Delphinidae. The transcript is spliced from 3 exons. Gene Ontology annotation, biological process: transcription by RNA polymerase II; transcription initiation at RNA polymerase III promoter. The record is from RefSeq and is a predicted model, not a curated record. The coding region runs from base 1059 to 1358 and encodes 99 amino acids. Gene Ontology annotation, cellular component: nucleus.
AUAAAUCCAGAUAUAAAAUCCACUUUGUAAGUAACAAUGUUUUGAGAAACAGAUGGUUAAAAGACUUAUCCCAGAAAUACACAAACUCUUUAGCUCCCCUCUCCCAUAAAAAAAACACCUUGGAAAAUGGGUGAAGUUCGGUAAAGAUAUGACGUUUUCAGUAACCACAAGAGGGCAGAAUCAAUACAUUUUUUAAAGUAUAGCAGUAAGAAACUGACGCUUCCUUCAGAGGUGUUAUAACCUGGUGUUAGAAUACAGUUGAUGGAGGGAAUGCUUGCCACCUUUUUGAUAUUUGGACCCUUGGUAUGAAAAGUGCUAGGAGCUUUUUUCACAACCACUUGUGCGUUUUUAGUAGGCAUGAAUAUGUUGACCGAGCAUGCUAGUGCAGAGAAUGUACCCAAACGUUCGUCCUUCCCUACUUUGUCAUGUCAGGGUCUUGUUUUGCAUCUGGCUUUGUUCCCGUUGGCAGUCUAUCCUUGCAUUCAUAGAUCAAGAAAUCCCAGUUCCUUAGCAUGCAAAAAACACCGUCCAAUUUGUUGAAACACCGCUCUCUUCCGCGCUUUAAUUUGCGCAGGCCUCCUGGGAAACCCCUUUCAUGUGACUGGGAAUCCUCGCCUGCCUGCACCUUCAACACAGGGCUCCUGUACCAUGCACAUACGCUGGCAAUAGUCCCUGCCUUCAAACGCGUCUGCAGGUUUGCGGGAGCGAAAGCAGCCGCCUGACGCAACACCAGUGGAAGGGUGCUAACGGUGCUGUUCAGCUGAAGCACCUGACGUGCUAUCUGACCAUUUUUAUCUCUAGGUCCUUUACAGCUCCAACGCAUUUUGCCUUAGGAAUCCUCAUCAUUGGAGUCUAGGUUUUUGGUUUAAAACCCCCACUUCGUCCGUGGGCCGAGCUCGUCCGCGGAGGAUCGGCUACUCCAGCCGCCAGCAGGAAGCGGCCGCCCCGCCCCAAAGUGCCGCCAGCCCCGCCCGACCCGCUCUUCCGUUUCCGGUAGCGCGGCGCGGAGGUGGCGUCAUCUGCGAGUGGCCGGCCGGCCGCCAGCGCGAAGACGUGCGAUGUUGAGCCGGCUUCAGGAGCUGCGCAAGGAGGAGGAGACGCUGCUCCGGUUGAAAGCGGCCCUGCACGACCAGCUGAACCGGCUCAAGGUUGAAGAACUGGCCCUCCAGUCAAUGAUUAGUUCUGGGAGAGAAGAUGAGAUGCUGUCUUCUCAACCUCUGCCUGAACAGUCACAUGAUCAGAUGUUGGUGCAUGUAGACAAUGAAGCAUCAAUCAACCAGACCACACUGGAGUUGAGCACAAGGAGCCAUGUGCCAGAAGAGGAGGAGGAGGAGGAGGAGGAAGAAUCAGAUUCCUGAAGGGGAGAAGAGCCAGGGUUAGUCACAGGAGUUAAGUUCUAAGCCGCAGGAACUUUCUCUCUUCAAAGAAUUCUUGCCAUGGGCCCUGUAGCCUCCUUUGAAAGGAAGCAAGAACUUUAGGAGGAUGUGUAGUUGUAGAAAUGGUUCCAUCAAUAACUCAAGUUUCAGAGUGCUUUAACCAAAAUUAGUGACAUACAGAAAAGCUGAGAUGCAGUGUUUCAAUAUUGAGCAAUAUGGGUGGUGCUGUGUUUAUAUUCUGGUCAGAUUCAGUAAUUGUGUUCAAAACCAAAAACUUCCUCUGAAAUGUUACUGAGAAGGUCUGGCAUUUGCAAAAAGGGCAGAGUUUAAAUACAAGCCAGCCUUUACAAUCAACAAGGCCUCUUUUAAGAAAACCAAUUAUAAACACUGUUUGCAUGCCAUUGAACCCUUGUGAGCAGAGCAAGGCCACAGUGUGGGAGAGAAAGAUGACAAAGAGGAGGACAGAGGGCCACUUGAGAGCACAAGCUGUUGCCACCUCUCAGUGACAUCGUAAAACGGCCUACUAACAUGCUUUGUAUGGCUGUUACCACAUCUAGGUUGAGACAUCACUAUGGUAAAAUGUGCUUAGAAAUAAAGACAAAUAGUCGUCAUGCAGCUUGCUGCUUUCCAGACAGAAACAGAAAAGGGUCAGCUCCUCUGGGGCAAACAAUAUAGUAGGAUGGUUGAAAACCCAUUUCUGGACUUAGGAAAUGUGCCAUUGAAGGAUCACUAGGCUUGGGAGGUUGGAUUUUGUAAUAAAGAGAUGACAGUUACAGAGUGAGAGUUGUUAAACUUCGUAUUUGAAGUUGAGACUCAUUUCUGCAUACUGUCCCUUUUCCACUGAAUGUAUAGACAAGUAGUUGCUUAAUUUUAUGAAAGUAAUUGGCCCUGCCCAGAAAAGCCAAACAAAACACAAAAAACCUCCUCAAGCACAGCUCCUUACAAAACUGUUCCAGAAGAGAGCACAGACAUAUUUGUUAAUAUUUCAUUAAAGUUAUUUUGAGCUACUCUUACAGGAAGUAGCGAGAAGUUUAAA